Anolis sagrei ordinatus is the source of this 522-nucleotide messenger RNA. Lineage: Eukaryota; Metazoa; Chordata; Lepidosauria; Squamata; Anolidae. The record is from RefSeq and is a predicted model, not a curated record.
AUGGGCCUGGGCUAUGAUCCCACCAAGAGCCACGAGAUGUUUAUUCAACAUCUGCAUGAUGCCAAGGUGGACGGAUUCGAGGGCCUCUCCUUGGCUGACUGGGUCUGUUUUGCUACUCAUGGAAGUAGGAUGAAUAGCGAACAUGUCGUUGCAUUUGAAGACGGCCACAGGAAUUAUGGGAUUUUCGAACUGAGCAACAGAUUACAUUGCCAAGAUACUCCCAUAGAAUCAGAGAAUCUCUGCAAGACCUGCUGUACUUAUUUCCUAAACGAAGACCUAUCAGAUGAUAUUGAAUGUCUUAAGAGAUACAUCCUGAGCUCUAACGGCCUGAAAUCUUGGAUUGCUUGGAGAGACAACUGUUCAGGACAAAAUAUUCAUCAAUACAUCAAGGAUUGUGGGCCCGAUAUCGAGGACAUAUGAUCUAAAGCUGUGGAAAUGUUCCCUUCCCCUUGUUCAUUUGGAUUUGACAUUUAUGGAUCAGAUUAUCUGCAGAUUCAGUAUAUAAACGUCCUCUCUCUGGAA